AUGGACAAUGCUGCAUAUUCAUACACCAAGAAUGGUUUUGAGGUUGCAAUGAAUGAACUGAGAAAGGAGGAUGAAGAUGCUUGGAAGUGGCUUUGUGAUAUCCCUAAAGAGACUUGGGCAAGGCAUGCUAUGGAUCACACAUGCAAGACAGACCUAGUAGUUAACAAUCUUAGUGAAGUGUUUAACAAGAUGAUACUAGAUGUGAGGAACAAGCCAAUAAGGAGCUGUGUAGAUGGAUUCAGAACUAAGUUGAUGGUUAAGUACCAAGCAGUUAGAGAGAAGACAGAGAAGAGUAAGUGGGAGAUAACACCCACUUAUAUGGAGAAGUUGGAGGAGUCAAAGAAGUACUCAAGGCACCGCACUGCAUACAUGGCAGGUCCUGGUAUUUGGCAAGUCACUAGUGGGGAGUCUACCUACUGUGUGAACCUUGAUAAGUGGACCUGUGACUGCAAGAAGUGGGACCUAUGUGGUUGGCCAUGUAACCAUGCAGUUUCUGCCAUUACAAGAGUGAAGGGGCAGCCAGAAGACUAUGUGCAUGAGUUCUUCAAAAAACCAUUGUAUAAGGAAACAUACAAGCACAUCAUCUACCCUGUACCAGGGCCUGACUGUUGGCCUAGGACACCAACUGCUGACAUAGAUCCACCAGUGUUCAAAGAGAAGAAGGGCAGAAAGCAAACAACUAGGAGGAAGGGGCAAUUUGAGGUCCCAACAAAGAAGGAUACAUCAAGGAUGGCAACUAUCACAUGUAGCAACUGCAAGAUGCAGAAACAUAGGUACACCUACUGCCCUCAGCCCCUGAAGCCUCAUCUGCAGGCAAGAAAGGACAAGCACAAGACAACCAGAACUCACUACCAUGGAGCUGGGGGAAGUUCUACUGCUAUUGCACAGCCUGCAACCAGUGCACCACCUGCUGCAACUACUAGGGUUAGAAGAACAACUCCUACUGGUCAUUCCCAGCCUGCUACAUCUACCAGGGGAAGAAAAUCAACUGCUGCUUCUACUGGUCCUGCCCAGCCUGCUGCUUCUACAAGGCCAAGAAGAACAACUGCUGCUUCUACAAGGGCAAGCAUCACCAUUGAUGCUUCUACUACUUCCCAGGCUGCCACAAGAGCUUCAGGUUCAAGCAAUGCAGCCAGCAGGAGAGGUGGAAGGCCCUACAUGGCACCUAGGGCUGCAACUACAACAGAGGGAGUAACAGUAGGGUCUAAAAGGAAGAGGUUCCAGAGCACCAGGAUGAGGGGUUACUUUUAUGCCAGUGGCAACUAGUCAGUGCACAAUUUGGCUGUUGUCUUUUGAACUGCCUGCCUUAAGUAUUUCUAAAUAUCAUAAACUAUG
Messenger RNA from Aegilops tauschii subsp. strangulata, 1335 nucleotides. The record is from RefSeq and is a predicted model, not a curated record. Lineage: Eukaryota; Viridiplantae; Streptophyta; Magnoliopsida; Poales; Poaceae.